CACGCCUGACUGCUCGGGCGGGGUUUCCUGCUUGCUCCUGUAUCAUGUUUGAGAUGUCUCCUUAACAACCGAUGCGAGAGUCAAACAGGAGAAGUUUUCUUCGGACAAACGUUUGGAGUCGGAAUGGCUGGGACUGGUGAGGGAAAGAAGGAAGAGGCCGACUACAAGAGACUGCACAGCUUCCCUCUCAUCAGACACACAGACAUGCCAGAGGAAAUGAGGGUUGAGACCAUGGAGUUGUGUGUAACAGCCUGUGAAAAAUUUGCUACCAACAAUGAAAGUGCGGCUAAGAUGAUAAAGGAGUCCAUGGAUAAGAAGUUUGGUAGCUCGUGGCACGUGGUGAUUGGCGAGGGCUUCGGCUUUGAGGUCACACAUGAAGUGAAGAACCUGCUCUACAUGUUUUUUGGUGGGAGUCUGGCUGUCUGCGUGUGGAAGUGCUCUUAGCGCCCCCCUCCCGGUCCCUCCGCCCCGCCGACACGCUCGCCACGCUGGAAAUCGACGGCAGCCCGGACGCUGGCUCCGUUUUAUCCACGGCAGAUCAGUUCGUCUGAGCUACUGGCCUCUGUGGCAGAGAAAGGAAGUAUUUGUUCAUAAAUAAAAUACCGAUAGAUGGGAAUUCUCCUUCCAGACUUUGACUGCCACUUUGGUCUGAUACAGAUAAAAAAAAAAGCUUCCUCUCUUUUUUGCCACUGUUCAUCUUUUAUUCUUUUUACCCUUCAUUUAAACCAUCUUCUGUUCUUGAACGUCAUUUUGAAUGCUUGCGAGCUUGCAUGUGCAAGUAAAUAAAAAAAAAAAAUCUACAGCCAGUCAGGGUCUCCAAAGUCCUUUAUCCUUCUUUUUUCUUCAGGGGAGUGCAGUUGUGUGAAUGACUGAUUUCCACCAUGGUGUGUGCUGGACACACAUGUAUUUCACCCCCGACAAACCUUAUAUUGCCAUGUUUCUCAAUAGCUUUGUGCACAUUUUUUUUUUCCGUCCACGUCGUCCAAAACGUUCCACACGUGUCUUUCUCUACAACGGCACUACUUUCAAUACAUUUUGUAAGAUUUUUUUAUGUGUACAUAUUUUAAUGCAACUUGAGAGGCAUCGUUUUAAAGACUGGUGUUUUUCUUACGACUAAGGGCUCAGAAUGUCCUGAGCCAAACAAACACUAAACCUGAUUCACUUUUCCUCCUUGCUGACGUGUGUGUGUGUGUGCGUGUGUGAAAAGCCAGAUUAUUAUAGCAUUGUGAUUGUCUCAUGUUGAUGCCAGUUAUGAUGAUCGAAUGCAAUGGACCAUUAUUUGUGAACCUACUUGAUUGUACAAUAAACUGAAACUUAGAGAAA
Gambusia affinis (western mosquitofish) is the source of this 1323-nucleotide messenger RNA. Its product is annotated as dynein axonemal light chain 4. The transcript has 4 exons. Gene Ontology annotation, cellular component: dynein complex. Bases 124 to 444 code for a protein of 106 amino acids. Lineage: Eukaryota; Metazoa; Chordata; Actinopteri; Cyprinodontiformes; Poeciliidae. The record is from RefSeq and is a predicted model, not a curated record. Gene Ontology annotation, molecular function: dynein light intermediate chain binding; dynein intermediate chain binding. Gene Ontology annotation, biological process: microtubule-based process.